Caenorhabditis remanei is the source of this 345-nucleotide messenger RNA. RefSeq lists its product as uncharacterized. The coding region runs from base 1 to 345 and encodes 114 amino acids. The record is from RefSeq and is a predicted model, not a curated record. NCBI's taxonomy places the organism in Eukaryota, Metazoa, Nematoda, Chromadorea, Rhabditida, Rhabditidae. The transcript has 3 exons.
AUGGAAGAUCAGAGGAUAAUUUUCAGACCCUUCUUUCCGACGUCACCAGGUUCGCUGGAAUUGUUUUCGACAAGUAUCGAGUCACGCCGCUUCGACAUUUUCACACUCAACAUUCAGCAAUUGGUUAAUGAGGAAGUCUACGAGAAGAAAGAAAACGAAAAUGUCACACACAUGUCGAACAACAUGGAAAAGCUGCGCAAUUCUGAAAAUCCACAGCUCGUCGAAAACCAAUUUGUUCAAGAGGAGGAAGUCUUCGAUGAGAUUCAUCUCGCUACGUGGACAUCUUCCGGCAUUCAUUUAGAAAACGAGAAUGAUUUCGGUUGUUCAUUUUUUGUUUCUCAAUAA